Fusarium odoratissimum NRRL 54006 is the source of this 4632-nucleotide messenger RNA. RefSeq lists its product as uncharacterized. Gene Ontology annotation, cellular component: cytoplasm. The coding region runs from base 1 to 4632 and encodes 1543 amino acids. The record is from RefSeq and is a predicted model, not a curated record. Gene Ontology annotation, molecular function: protein binding. The transcript is spliced from 6 exons. Lineage: Eukaryota; Fungi; Ascomycota; Sordariomycetes; Hypocreales; Nectriaceae.
AUGGCAGCAAGUAGCCACAAGAAUUUCAGAGUACGAGGCAUUCCACUAGAAUACGAGACAAGGAGUGAGGUCUGCAGCCUGAUUCAGAAGACCCUUGCACUAGAGCCAAAUGCUAGCCCUACUGUUUACUCGCUUGCGCUUUCUCCUACCGAUCGGAACAGCAAGAUAGCUACGCUCAGCUUUCCCACUAUACCAGACUGCCUAUCUGAUCGCUCAAAGGUUGAGUGGAAUUUCAACCUAUCGGAAGAUGAAAAUAUCGAUUUCGGCAGGUCUCUUGCUUUCGAUACCCAUUUCACAGGCUUCACGCCUUUUCAUCGUGCAAGCGAUGCAGAUUGCCAUAUAGAUGUGAUUGCAGUUUGUGGCCUUGGAGGACAUGCACUGGGGUCAUUUAAAGAAAAGGAUGGCCGUUUCGUUUGGCUUCGAGAUGCCCUUCCAUCAGAUAUCCCCAAUGCAAGGAUUUUAACCUACGGAUACAAUAGCCAGCUCGUCGGAAGCGAGUCCUUCCAAAGCUUGACCGACUUGGGAAGGACUUUACAGGUCGAUCUUGAGGGCAUUCAUGACCUAAAUCAAGCCCGUUCAAUACUCUUCAUAGGUCAUAGUCUUGGCGGGCUUGUCAUCAAAGAGACCGUGCGAUUACUGAAAGACGAGCCUCUUGAGCCCGACCUUUCGCUCUUAAACGCCGUUUCCGGCUUCGCCUUCUUUGGGGUUCCCCAUCGAGGUUUGGCAGUUGAGUGUCUGGUCCCUCUGGUAAAAGAUAACCCCAAUCGGGCACUUCUUGAAUCCCUCAACAAGAACUCUUCGCUUCUCGAGCACCUACAAAACGAGUUCGGCAAAAUAUCGAAAGUGAGGAGCCUUUUUAUUGUGUCUUUCUAUGAGACAGAAAGAUCCCCUACUGCGGUUUGGAUAAAUGGCAAAUGGGAGAUGUCUGGCUCCAGCGAAGUGCUGGUAGAAGUAUUCUCGGCAACAUGCGGUUGUCAAAAGCAGCAUCCCAUCAACCGUAAUCACUCUGAGAUGGUGAAAUACAGUGGUGUGCAUGAUCAACUGUACCGAAGAGUGGUGGUUGCCCUCCGUCCUAUACUUGGUGUAUCACGAGGACGGCCUGGUAUUGGAGGUACAGGAGGCGGGCCACAAGAAUGCCUGAAAUCGCUGUCAUUCCCUGAGCAAGAGCACAGAUACUCCGAAAUCUCUUACGCCAGCGACACUUGUGAUUGGCUUCUAGAAGACCACAACUAUCAGAAAUGGAUGAAUACAGCUCGUGGACUCUUCUGGAUUAAGGGCUGUCCGGGAACAGGCAAAUCUGUCCUCAUGAAGUUUGCAGUUGAUACUAUGAGCCGCAGGAAGUCUGGGGAAACUAUCGCUUCCUUCUUCAUCCACGGACGUGGUAUACCAUUGCAACGAACACCUUUGGGGAUAUUUCGAGCUUUAUUAAAUUCAUUGCUCAUGUUGUUUCCAAAAUAUCUUGCCGAGCUUACAGAAGUCUUUCAAGAUAAACAGAAGCGGUACGGAUCGUAUGAACAGAAGAAUGGUUGGCAAUGGAAUGAAAGGGAACUGGAGAAAUUCCUAUCCAGACUCUUGAUCGAGGGGACUAAGGAGAUACCGGUGGUGAUAUUCAUUGACGCACUUGAUGAGUGUGGGGAUCAUGCCAAAAGCCUACUAGUAUCCCUCAAGAGCCUCUCAGAGAAUGCUGAGCAAGAGGGAUCCUUGGUUAGGAUUUGUUUUUCGUCGAGACAUUUCCCUAUACUUGGCCAUGAGACGAUGUCGAGGGUCUACGUGGAAGAGAGGAAUGACCACGACAUCAGACUUGUCAUUGAAGGCCGACUCAAGGAGCUUCAGCCAGUUGAGAAGCGUCGGCAGAUCGAGAAAGAGAUCAUGUUGAAGGCUCAUGGAGGCUUUCAAUGGGCAAUGCUUAUCACAAAUAUGAUACUCGAUGAAGACGCAACUGGCGCCAGAACUGAGGAUCUACUUGACAUGAUAUCGACUACCCCUCCAGAUCUCGACGACCUGUACGACGUCAUAUUGAGGGGGGCGACCAAGGAUAAGCACAAGCAGAUGGCAAAGCUGUUUCAGUGGGUUGUGUAUGCCAAACGACCUUUAUCAGCCCAAGAGCUUCGAGAGGCACUCGCUACUGAUAAAGAUAUGACCUAUACGACAGUCUCAGAGCUCAGAACUCAUGGUAACUGGUCGGAUUGCGUAUCCCAGUUCGAGAUGCGUGUCCGGCAUAUCUCCAGGGGCCUUGUGGAGUUUCAGAAUCGUGACGUCUAUGAGCAAUUUGAGCCUGGAGGUGAAGAAUGGAGCCGGGAGGCUCAGUUCAUACAUCAGUCGGCUGCGGAUUUUGUUGCUCAGAAGUUUCUCACCAAUAUUGACAAAGGGUCGUUAUCUAGGUCCCCAGCUGGAGCCGGCCAUUAUGAGAUCUCGAGGUCAUUUCUCAGAUAUUUAACCUUGGAAGAAAUCCUCAACGGAAACGAUCUAUCCCGGGAGAAACUCUCAGCGACCUUCCCACUGAUGCCAUACGGAGUGACAUUUCUUCUCGACCAUAUUAGAGGCGUUGAGGAGGGGGCCAUUUGCCAAGCUGACUUAGUGACACUCAUUCAAUGGAACCAACCAGAACGCCUUGGUAUGCUCGCAAGGAUAUGGAGAAUAAUGGACCCUGAGGGCACUCAUGCGCCUAGGGGCUGGCCAUUUCUCGGCGCCUCGGUUCUUCACCUCGUGAUAGCGUUUGGUUCUGCCAGUCUGUUGGAUACUUUACUCCAGAGGGAAAGCUCAAACUUAGGUGCUGAGGAUCUUGAAGGAAAUACGCCUCUCCAACUUGCUCUACGAGAGGACCGUCAAGAGUUGGCCCUCAUGAUACUGCAUCGAUCAAGGACGUGGCAGAUUGAGGAUGACGCCGUUCCUGCAGCAGACAGACCAAGUGGACCCGGAGUACCAAGCACAUACCUCAGUCACGUAAAUAACACCAAUAUUGAUGGUGAUACUCCUUUGAGCCUAGCCGUUUCUAUUCGAGCAGACGAAAUAAUCCGAAGCUUGAUCGAUGCAGGUGCCGAGAUCGAACACGAGAAGUCGCUAGUGUUUUAUGCCAUAAGUCAACGGAAUAAAUCACUCGUAUCUCAACUCAUCAAAGGGGGCUCAGAACUUGAGGGAGCUGUCUUCUUUGCAACACAAUGUUUAGUUCGGACGAAUGAUGAUGACCAGAGCUUAAUCGAUCUUUUGAAGGAUCUACUUGAAGCAGGUGGGAAUACAAGGCGAUUUACCGGUGUCGAGAUUGACGAUUACAACGAGAUCGAUGACGAUGAGGAAGAGGAUGGAGAUGAAGAGGCGAUCUUUGCUGCUUUACGCGGGGGUAAAACGGCGUUGGUCAGCCUCUUAUUGUCAUACGGUUCUUCGGCAACCUUGAGAGACCAAAGCAAUAAAGCUCCAAUACUGUUAGCUGUUGAGAGCUGCCAAGUCGAUAUCGCGACAGUCUUGUUUCGGGAUUCACCUAAGACAAUUUUCUCAGAGGACGCCGAAGGUAUGACAGCCGUUGAGUUUGUUAUACAGACUGCUCAGGUUGACCUUGCGCUUUUGUUUGUGAAAGAGGGCGGGGGGAUUUUGACAUUACAGGAAGUGUUCUACGAUGCUAUCGAGUACAGGCAACGUCAUUUUGUGGACGCUUUGUUGCAAAGGGACGCAGACAUCAUAGAAAUAGCCAACCAAAAGUGGGGAGAAUGGGACACACCAUUCCUGGUAGCAGUGUCCGAUAGUGAUGACGAUAUGGUCGAUCUCCUUCUCCGUACAGGCAAGAUUGAUAUCAGUGUCAGAACCGAAGAUGGCUACACCCCAUUUUUAAUCGCCGUUCAACUUAGGUCCCUGAGUAUCGUCAAGCUACUGCUUGACACAGGAAAGAUUGGUGUCAAUCAGGAGGAUUUUGAAGAAAGAGCACUCUCUGCAGAGUCUAUCGUGGGUGAGUACCAAGAUAUGUGCGAGGCUGUUUCUGAAUCUGAUAGCAGAAUGGGCAUGCGGCACUGUGAUGUAAUGGAGAAUUUUCUUUGGUGGGCUAUCAAAGGUGGAAAGUUGAGAAUGAUGAAACUAGUUCUCGAUGAGAGCAUGGUUGAUACCAAUCAGACGGUUGAAGGACAAACGCCACUCAUGUGGGCUAUGCAGAGGGGGAAAGAAGACGUUGUUAAGGUUCUUCUCAGCAGUAUUAGAGUUGAUCUGCAUUUCACCAACAAACUGGGACGAACGCCUUUUUCGUGGGCUCUAGACUAUAUGAAGGAUCGAAUGGUUCUGCUACUACUAGGUGCGAAAGGGUUCUCUAUCCACCGAGAAAGCAAUGACACUUCACGGAAAUUGUUUUGGUGGGCUAUCGGAAGGGGCAAUGGUGGUGUGAUCAAUAUGCUUCACGAAUCUGGUAAGUACGGUAUCAACACGAAGGAUUCCUCAGGGAGGACGCCGUUGAUAUACGCCGCUGAUACAUGUGCUGAGGAGGCCAUGGGGGUACUUCUCAAGGCAGGGGAAAUUGAUAUACAUGCAGUGGAUAACAGGGGCGACACAGCACUUUCGAUAGCUGUAAAGAGGGGUUACAGUACAAUAGUCCAUCUACUGUCUUCCUAUGUAGAUCGAAGCAGUGGAAUUGCCGCUAGGGUAAAGAAGGACUGA